AUGGCGGAUUCCAGUGGUCUGUUGCGGCCGGUUGGAUGGAGACAUUAUUUGCGGAUUCCCCGGAAAUCCUCGUCCGCAACCGCCUCGAACGCCCCCCACGUCACCGCGAUCCGACCGGUCAAAGGACUCGAACCGCAUCUUUAUGAAUGUCUGGCCUCGACAUUUCGACAGGAUUAUCCCGCCGACAAGUUGACCGUUUCGUUUUGCGUCUCCUCUCGCAGUGACCCGGCCUAUCCCAUCCUACAAAAGUUGGUGUCGGAUUUUCCGCAUGCCGAUGUGCGACUCUACGUCGAGGACGAUGACCCGUUACUCCAGCCGGGUCAUUCCCCUGCGUAUGACUUGGGUCCGAAUCCCAAGAUCCGGAACAUGAGUCGAGCCUACCGUGAAGCCAAGGGGGAUAUUGUCUGGAUCAUUGAUUGCAACGCGUGGGUGGGAAGAGGCGUUUGUGGGCGCAUGGUGGACCGGUUGUGCGGAACGGGCGAGUCGGAAAAGAGGUACAAAUUCGUGCAUCACUUGCCGGUUGCUGUGGACAUGUCGGGAACUGCUAGUCUGCGGGAGGAGCAGGAAGCGCUGCUGAAGUCCUACACAAACCGAAAUGCCAUCCGUGAGAGCAGCGAAGCAGCGGUCAUGGAGCAUGAGACGGGUCUGCUUGCGACAGGCGGUGGCCGUUUGGAAGAACUGUUUCUGUCCUCCUCGCAUGCAAAGAUGUACACCGCCAUCAACACCGUGUUGAUCGCACCUUGCAUCGUGGGCAAGUCGAACAUGUUCCGCCGCUCGCAUCUCGACUACCUGACUGCGCCGUCUCCGACGGAUUCCCGUCGCCGUAACGCGGGCAUCGACUACUUCUCUGACAACAUCUGUGAAGACCAUCUGAUUGGGGAUCUACUCUGGAAGAAGCCGGUGCGCGAGGAAAAGGAACUUGGUGAGCACUGGGGCAAACACGCGCUGGUGUUCGGAGACUUUGCCUUUCAGCCGGUAGCCAACAUGAGCGUGCAGGCGUAUGUGGCACGUCGAGUGCGGUGGCUGCGCGUUCGCAAGUUCACCGUGGUCCUUGCCACACUCGUCGAGCCGGGCACGGAGUCCAUCCUGUGUUCGUGCUACGGGGCAUGGGGCGUCACGACCGUUCUGGCGCAGUAUCUCAGCGACCAAGGGUAUGCAUUUGCCGCGAGUCUGUCCACCUGGACGGCGUUCUGGGGCUGCUUCGGCCUGAGCAUGUUGGCGUGGAUCCUAGUGGACUGGACGGUCUACAUCAUGCUGCACAGCGGCAAGACGGUGGAAUUCGACGAGGACACGCCAUCAUUCGCGCGGCCCCCACGAGGCAUCACGCGGCGAAGCUUCCGACAAUGGUUUGCGGCCUGGCUGGGACGGGAGAUGCUGGCGUUUCCGAUCUGGCUGUGGGCUGUGUACGGCGGCGUGACGGUGACCUGGCGAGACCGACAGUUCCGCGUCGGGCUGGACAUGAAGGUGCGGGAGAUUGAGGGCAGUGCAGUGCCGAGGACUUCCUCAUCACGCUCCAGCUCCUCCUCCACGGCAGACCGCACCAAAGCCCGACGCGACUAG
Messenger RNA from Aspergillus ibericus CBS 121593, 1560 nucleotides. Its product is annotated as putative ceramide glucosyltransferase. The transcript has 2 exons. NCBI's taxonomy places the organism in Eukaryota, Fungi, Ascomycota, Eurotiomycetes, Eurotiales, Aspergillaceae. Gene Ontology annotation, biological process: glucosylceramide biosynthetic process. The coding region runs from base 1 to 1560 and encodes 519 amino acids. Gene Ontology annotation, molecular function: ceramide glucosyltransferase activity. The record is from RefSeq and is a predicted model, not a curated record. Gene Ontology annotation, cellular component: membrane.